Molecule: messenger RNA, 1268 nt
Organism: Salvia miltiorrhiza (redroot sage)
Lineage: Eukaryota; Viridiplantae; Streptophyta; Magnoliopsida; Lamiales; Lamiaceae
Exons: 6
Coding region: 78-965 (295 amino acids)
Biological process (GO): positive regulation of GTPase activity
Molecular function (GO): GTPase activator activity
Source: RefSeq, a predicted model, not a curated record
GUGAAUUGAUCCUAACAAAAUCAGAAGACGAAUAAAAAGAAAAACUUAGUCCAAAGAAAAGCAUCGGUAGUUAGGGCAUGGGAAUGAAGGGGUUUAACGUGAUCGCCGCAUUCGUGGUGGUUUUCUCAUUGCUGAUCGCCGCAUUCGUCGUCUUCUCAUUGCUGUCUUUCGGCGGCCAUGACCAUGGCGAUGGCGAUGCUUCAGAUUUCAAUUCCGAUCCAUCAUUUAAUUUUGAGUUUAAAUCUGGUACAGAAUUUUAUUUGGAUUGCUUAAGGCAUUACGCACGUGUUGAACGUGAAGACUUCUGGCCCGAUAGCCCCAGCGAGGAGGACUUCUUGUCGGAUAUCAACUGGCAGGUUGGCAACGCUUGUAGAUACGGCAUCGAAUCGGUAGAGGACGCUUAUAGGGGUAUUGGUAGGUUGAGCCCUGAUUAUGUAGAAGCCUUGAAUAUUUGGUUCAAGGGUAAUCAAACCUUAACUCAGCUCGAAAUAUGUCGCAUUGAUCCUAAUCGCUGUCCCCAACAUGCUGCCAACUUAUUCAAGUUAUUUUGGGACGGCCAGCUCCCUCCAAUUUCCGUACUCUGGAUAGAGUUCGUGCGGGAGGUCUGCUGGUGUUGGGAAGAAUCACAACCACUACCAAGAAUGCCAUCAAAUGGCCCAAUCGACCUGUCCACUUGUUUGAUUAACCAGAAACUGCACACGGAAGAUCCUCAGAGUCCAUCAGACAUUUCUUCGUCUCACGGAACUAGUAAAGAAGGUUCUGGCAGGAAAGAUCAAGAUCCUCAGAGUCCAGCAGACAUUUCUUCUUCUCAUGGAGCUAGUAAAGAAGGUUCUGGCAGGAAAGAUGAUAGCAAUGAUGCAGCUAAUGUAACAAAGUUGGUGAUGCUUCUGAAGUUGCACAAGAUUAUGCAUGCUCCAAUCACUCUGGUAACUGGAACCACCUACUAUGCCAGAAGACAUGCAUGAAGAACGUCUGAAAGUUGCUGUAGCCUUGGGUGAUUCAUAUAGUGUCGAUGGUUCACAUUCGACUACGGAGAAACGGUCGUCACCCAUCAGUUUGCUGUACACUGGAAAGAUAUUGCUAGCCUUUCUUCUCUUAUUCGUCAUUGGUGCAUGGAAAACCUUCCUAAAAUCAUCUUGUACAUCAGCUCUUCAAUAUGACUAGAACUCAACUCAAAUCUAUAGUUAUUUUUAUUUCUUUAUAUGAUUAUAUUAUGUAUUUAUACUUGUCUUGUCUGGUGUACCAUCUAUGAUAUUUAUUUUUCAUGA